Molecule: messenger RNA, 3125 nt
Organism: Sphaerulina musiva SO2202
Lineage: Eukaryota; Fungi; Ascomycota; Dothideomycetes; Mycosphaerellales; Mycosphaerellaceae
Product: Endopolyphosphatase
Exons: 2
Coding region: 271-2307 (678 amino acids)
Biological process (GO): polyphosphate catabolic process
Cellular component (GO): fungal-type vacuole; membrane
Molecular function (GO): exopolyphosphatase activity; endopolyphosphatase activity
Source: RefSeq, a predicted model, not a curated record
CUGAGCUGCUCUGUUCUUUUCCGGUGCUAGACCUCAUCCCUGCAGCCUCGACUGUGUACCUGCGCCAGAGUCACCCCGAAGUGACGUAUCGCCGACAGACGCCUGAACUACCUACUUUAGGUACCGGACAACGCGGAGAGAGUGCUGGAGGACUGGUGGGUGGGCCUUGGAUUGCACGGAGGGGCUGCGUAUAUGGGCGAGAGGCAGUGUUGUUGAAAGAGCAUGCAUGAUAUCUACGAGACGGAGGCGUGAUUAGGACAACUGCCCACGAUGCGGGUCUGCGCUGGCCUGUUCGCUCAUGUGCUGCUGGCGGUGCAGACAGCGGCCGCGCCUCCAGCUCAGGUGCCUCUGAGCGAGUCUUUCAAAGAGCCUCUGGGAGAUGCUCAGAUAGGAAAGAAACGGCCACUCCAUGGUCGGUUUCUGCACAUCACUGACUUCCACCCGGAUCGGUUUUAUGAGGUCUACACGUCGACGUCUGAAGAGGCGGCAUGUCACCGAGGGCAGGGUCCGGCAGGCAUAUAUGGCGCCGAGACCAGCGAGUGUGACAGUCCGAUCGCUCUGAUCAACAAGACCAUGGACUUUGUCGCAAAAGAGUUCAAGGACAAGGUGGAUUUUGUGAUAUGGACCGGUGACUCUGCGCGACACGACAACGAUGACGACCUGCCGCGCACAUCGGAGCAAGUGCUUGGACUUAACAAGUUCAUGGUUCAGAAGAUGGCUGAAGUAUUUGGUAAGCACGAUGGCGACGAGGAGGACGAAGACCCCAAUAACGACUUCAUUAUUCCUAUUGUGCCCAACCUGGGAAACAACGACAUUCUCCCGCACAACAUUCUAGCCAAGGGACCAAAUAAGUGGACAAGGGCGUACGCAGGGCUAUGGAGGCAAUUCAUCCCACAAGUACAGUCACACUCAUUCGAGCAAGGAGGCUGGUUCUAUGUGGAAGUGAUUCCCGGAAAGCUCGCGGUCUUCAGCUUAAACACGAUGUAUUUCUUCGGCAGCAACGCGGCAGCAGACGGUUGCGCACUUCACGGCGAACCGGGGUACCAACAAAUGGAAUGGCUUCGCGUACAACUGCAGUUCAUGCGCGAUCGAGGCAUGAAGGCGAUGAUGGUUGGGCAUGUUCCACCUGUUCGUCAAGAGGCCAAAACGUUAUGGGACGAAACAUGCUGGCAGAAGUAUACGUUGUGGACUCGACAAUUCAGAGACGUAAUCGUCAGCAGUCAUUUUGGCCACUUCAAUUAUGAUCACUUCAUGUUUCAAGACUUUAAAGACCUCAAGAAGGGUACAAAGAAAGGGCAAAUGCAGUCUUUACAGGCACUUCAAGAAGACGAUGACGUUUCCGCACAAGUGAAGCCGGACUACUUCUUGCAGCUACGGGAUGAGUGGUCAAAGUUACCCUCGCCCCCUCAAGCCAAAGCUCACAACUGGCUCGUUAUGGCGUUCGGCAAGCAGAAGGACUUCAAGAAGAAGCAGAAAAAGUAUUUGAAGAAGAUUGGUGGCAAAUAUGCUGAACGCUUCUCUGCCAGUUUUGUAAGCGCCAGUGUAGUACCGAAUUUGUUUCCAACGAUGCGUGUGUUCGAAUACAAUAUUACAGGCCUCGAGCACCACAACUUCGACCAGAGCACUAUACCGGCUCCAGCACCAUUCGACUUUAACAGUACUGGAGUCUCGAUUGAUGGAAAAAAGAAGCAGAAGAAGAAAAAGAAGGCACAUAAGAAGUACAAGUUUACAGUACCGGAGGCGCCCUCGAAAUCAUCAGUGCCCGGCCCAGCCUAUUCGCCCCAGACAUUCUCGUUGCUGAGGUAUCAACAGUACUUUGCUAAUCUGACAUAUAUCAAUAACGAUUUCACGCAAGACUUGAGCGGCACUGGUGCGAGUGCUGCGAAGUGGCACGAAGGCAAGCACAAGGGUAAAAAGCCACACGAAAAGGAUCACAAACCAACGCCCAGAAAGUUCAAGUAUGAAGUACUUUACGACACCAAGGAAGACAAGGUGUACCAUUUGGAUGAUCUCACAGUGCCUAGCAUGAUUGAGCUGGCGAGAAGAAUAGGCGAUUUCAAGGCAGAAGGCGCAAGCGAAAUGGACGAAGAUGGUCACGUUGAGAAUGAGUGCCGAGAAGUUAGUGAUCAGGGCAAGAAGAAGGAGAAGAAGAAGCACGGCAAGAAGAAGCACGGCAAGAAGAAGCACCAUAAAGGGGGAAAGAAGCAUCGACAUCGUCAGCGAAAUGAGGCAUGGUAUACGUUCGUACGCAGGGCAUACGUCGAUACCAUGAGCCCCGAGGAGUUAGAGGACGAGUUUGGAUGUUGAUCAGCAACUCACGACAGAUGAAAUUCACGAAAAAUUUGGAUCAUGGCGUAAAGGAAUGUGCGGUUGGUCCACUUCAAAGAAGUUCUUGUGGCAUAGGCUCAGCCGGAUCUGCAUGAUUCCAGUAUCAUCACUCGCCGUCCACUGUGUUCAGGAGAACGUCGCUUGCCUGCUGGGCGGCAACGUUUUCUCGAUCUUGGAAUCAUCCCCGUGUAACAAGGUAGUAACUCUUUCAGUCUCGCGGGUGCUGAAGACAACCGAAGAGGUCGAUACCAGCGUUUCGCCACCAAAGCAAUGACUGCGCCGCUCCAAGCAGGCUCAGCCUGCUCUUUGUACGGCAUUUCGGAACGGAGAGUGAGCAUUGCCAUACUGGCACUGUGUACUAUCUCUCUCGGAAUUGCUAUAAUUUGUGCCAUCCAGAGCAAAAGACAGCACAGCAUGCAGUGGCAACGAUCGAUGUUCAAGAGCUUUUGCACGUCUGUCGUAGCAGAAGCAGACAAUCGUCCACGAGCAUGUGCCGUCAAUGGCAUAGGCGGCUUGACCUGGACAGCAAGGGUUCAGAGCAACAUGGUCGUCACAUGCAAGACAAAAUAAGCCUCAAUAAGGUAUGCAAGACGGCGUGGGCGGAAGGACUCUGGGAUGAGGUGCCAGGUGUUUGGUCCAGCCGACCUCGGCUCGGCUAUUCCGGUCGGCGAAAGAUGAGCACAACCUCCGACUUGCGAGAACGAGGACCAGGGGGGGAGGGGGGAUCGCGGCGCGGGUGAACUCGAUAUAAUAUACUGUUGUAAAUGUGAGCUUCAUGUGAAGAAAAAAUAAAGAUA